Molecule: messenger RNA, 4581 nt
Organism: Neltuma alba
Lineage: Eukaryota; Viridiplantae; Streptophyta; Magnoliopsida; Fabales; Fabaceae
Product: probable disease resistance protein At4g27220
Exons: 4
Coding region: 1-4581 (1526 amino acids)
Molecular function (GO): ADP binding
Source: RefSeq, a predicted model, not a curated record
AUGAAUAUCUGUACCGGUGUUGCAACAACAAUCAUCCCAGACUUGCUGCGUAAAGCAUGGGAGGAACUUCAGUAUUUGUGUAAACACAAGAGUUAUGUUCAAGAUUUCAAAAAGGAAGAAGAAGACUUAUUAUCUGCAUUGCAAAGUGUAAAGCUAGAGAUAGAAGAAGCCAAGAAAAGAAAUAAGACUCGAGUUGACCCUAUGGUUGAACACUGGCUUGAAAGUGCCAAUGAACUUUUACAGCAAGACACUAAACCAGCUAAAUGCUUUGGCUUGUGUACAAAUUGCUGCUCGCAAAUUGCACAAGCCAAGGAGUUGGAAAAAUUGAUGAAAGAGCGGAUCCCGAAAAUGAUCGCUAAAGUUAAAGAAUUUCCUAAAGAAGUAGCACGUGCUGCUGGAGUGCCGGGCAUGGAAUUCCAUUCACAAGAGUUCAUGCCCUUUGAGAGUAGAAAGAAAAAGUUUGAAGAACUCAAGAAGGAACUAGGAGAUGAGAAUAAAUACAUGAUAGGAUUGCAAGGACCAGGAGGAACAGGGAAGUCCACAAUGGCAAUAGAAGUUGGGAAACAAGUUGAAAAAUCAAAACUCUUUGAUAAAGUCAUCUUCACUAAUGUGUCUACCCCUGUGGAUGAAAAAAGGAUUCGAGAUGAUAUUGCAAAGCAAUUAGAAUUGCAAUUAGAGGAAGAGAUGCCAAUGAGUCCUGCGCAACAAAUAUGGACCAGGAUUGCUCAUGUUGGAAAGGUGCUCAUAAUACUUGAUGACAUAUGGGAAGAACUCGAUCUUAAGAACAUGGGGAUUCAGCCUCGCUUUGAUGUCAAGGGUUAUUGUUGUGUUCUGCUAACUACACGUUCUUCGAUUGUUUGUAACAACAUGGGAUGCCAAAGGACAAUUCAAUUAGAUGUCUUGCCUAUGGAUGAUGCAUUGAAUCUUUUCUUAUCUCAUACUACUGCAAGUGGAAAUGAUUGUCCUGGUGAUUUGAAAAAGUUGGCACAAGAUAUUAUGAAUGAGUGUGGAGGAUUGCCAAUUUUGAUUGUAGCAGUGGCAAAGGCCUUAAAAAGCCUGUCCCUACAACAAUGGCAGGCAGCUUUGAUUACAUUGAAAAACCCCAUGCCUUCAAGGCAUGGUAUUGUUGAUGAGGAUAAAAGGAAGAUUUAUAAUUCUUUGAGACUUAGCUAUGAUCAUCUAAAAGACGAAGAAGCCAAAAUUCUCUUCCUGUUGUGUUCUAUGUUCCCAAAAGCUUAUGAAAUACCCUUAGAGCUUUUAAGUAGAAUUGCUAUAGGUUUGGGGCUUUUUGGAGAACGCGACCAAUACUACGUAGCAAGAAGUCAUGCUAAUGAGAUUGAAAAUGCACUCAUAAAUUCUUCUUUAUUGUUAAAGGCUGGUGAAGUAUAUGUAAGGAUGCAUGACGUCAUCCGCGAAAUGGCCUUGGAAAAGAUAGACAAUGAAAAAAUUCAAGUGAUCACAGAUUCUAAGACAAAAUUGAAGGAGAAUGUGAUGUACUCAUCUUGGAUCAUUAGUGGCUUUCCUAAUUGUUCUGAUGAUAGCAAAGUCAAGGUUCUCUUUGUAUGGAUAAAUGCAAAUGGUUCUUUGGAAGUUCCUAAUACAGUCUUUGGAGCGAUGAAGAGCCUUAGAGUUCUGCUUUUGAAUUCAAAAAUUGAGUUUGGUAGAACUCCAGCUCAAUCGCUACCAAAAUCAAUUCAAUCACUAAAACAUAUCCGAACACUAUCGCUCACAAAUUUGGAGUUGGAUGACAUAUCAAUGUUGAUGAGAAGCUUAGAAAAGCUUGAGUCUCUAGAAUUGACUAAUUGUUCAAUUACAGAAGUGCCAAAUGGAAUUAGCGAGCUAGAUAAGUUGAGAUUUCUAAGCUUGAUACGUUGUUCACUUCAAAAGAACAAUCCAUUUGAAGUGAUUGCAAGAUGCUCGCAAGUGGAAGAAUUGUGUUAUGUUUCAAAUGAGGAUCAUACGCCUAUUGGCGCAAAGGUUCCUCAAAUUACAAACCCUCCUGAUUAUCAAACAUUCCAUAUAGAUGGCAGUGAUUUCUCUGCGUUUGAUUCUUCUCAGCUGGAUGCUUCAAUAAAAAAAUGUUUCAAGCCAGCCAGGUUGCAAACAAUGUUCUCUGAUGAAGUUAUUAAAUAUUUGGCGGCAAGAGCAGAGAUUCUGGAUCUAAGAGGAGAUGAUAAAACAGGCUGGAGCAAUCUUAUUCCUGAUAUUGUUUCAAUUGAAGAUGAUGGAGCCAUGAAAGACUUAAUCAAACUUUCUUUGAAGAGAUGGUCUAAGAUGAAGUGUUUGAUCUAUACAAAGAAUCUUCAACUUAAAUCUGGAGUGACUAUCUUCUCCAAGUUAAUUGAACUGCAACUUGAUGGAGUGGAUGUGAGAGAAAUAUGUUGUGGACGGUAUCCUAAUGGUUUUCUCAAGCAACUAGAGAAGCUGGAGCUAACUAGAUGUCAGAAGUUGGAAAGCACAUUAUUUAAAGGGAAGCUAGACCUGGGUAACCUUAACUCCAUAGAAAUAAACAGUUGUUCAAUGACUUGUCUUUUUCAUCCCUCCACUGCUCAAAGUCCAGAGAACCUAGAGAAGUUGAAGAUAGCUGUAUGUUCUAAGCUGGAAUACAUAAUAAGUGAUGAGGGAUCGUCAACAGCAAAAGAAGUGGAUGAUAAGGAUCCUAAUCCAAGGAGGAGUCAUGACUCCAUGUUCCCAAAAUUGAAACUACUCCAUGUUUAUAAAUGUGAGGAAUUGGAAUUCAUUUUGCCAACUUGUUUUUGCGAAGACCUUCCUCUAUUGGAGGGUGUGGAGAUUUCUCUGUGUGAGAAUCUAAAAUACAUGUUUGGGCAAUAUUCAAAAGAGGGAGGGUUGCAUCAAAUGCAAAAAGAAAACGCGCUCCCUAGUUUGAAAGUAAUGUCUAUUGAAGAAGUUCCAUCAUUUGUCAACAUAUAUCAAGAAUGUUAUCUCCCAGAAAAAUCCGUAGCAAAUACAAGUGAGGGGUCAGAGGACUGCAAAGACAAGAGUCCAAGUAGCAAUGUUUCUUGGGGUCCUUUAUGUUGUUUUCUGCCAAAAUCAGAAACUGCAAACAAAGAUGAGUCAUGUACUUCCAAGACAGCUCAGCUGAACCAUACUACUUCACAGAAUAAAUAUGUUGGCAAUAGAGCUCAUGGAAUUUUUACACCACCGUUAUACCCGUGCUAUUUGAGAGAGAUGAAUAUUGGAGGCAUUUCAAACUUAAGGUCACUAUUUUCUGUAUCCGUUGCCUCAUCAAUGUCACUGUUAGAAAAAUUGACAGUCCGGAGGUGUGAUGAACUGGAGCAUAUAGUAAUGGAGGAGGUAGAUGGUCAUGAUCAUAUGAAUGGCCGCUUUUUCUUUCUCAACUUACGCACCAUUGAAAUAUUUUCAUGUCGCAAGUUGGAAUCUCUAUUUCCAGCUUCUUGUUCUACAAAGCUUGUGCACUUGGAAUCUGUGGAUAUCCGCGGGGCUAGAGAGUUGGAAUAUGUGUUUGGAAAAUCUUGUGGUGAUGAUAAGUUACGUCAACAGAAUCAGAAUUGUGAGAUUCAUCUCCCAGCUCUCGAGAAACUAAGCCUUGAAGAAGUACCAAAUAUGGUGAAUAUGUGCCCUGAAAACUAUUAUGUGAAAGCAUCAUCUCUAGAAGAUGUCAUUUUGGGUGAAUGUCCACAACUUCCUAUAAACUCUUUUAUAGAUGUAUCAGUGGAGGGGCAUAGAGGACAAGAACAAGUCUCGAGAAAAAAGGUAAUUGGGAUGUGCUUGUGCAAUUUGAGACAUCUUUCUUUGAAAUGGUUGGACAUGGAAACAAUUUAUGAUAUGGAAAGACUUCAAAUUGCAUGUCCUGUGAAUUCAAGCUUGAAAACCCUGAUUUUGAGAAGAUUGAAUAAGUUAAGAAACAUAUGUGUGGGACCAAAAAAUCAUCUCAGCUUUCAAUAUCUUUUCAAGCUAAAAAUCGACGAGUGCGAUCAGCUGAAAUUCAUUUUGCCUACAUCUAUCUCGAGGGGCCUGUCAUGUUUGAGACACCUAGAGGUAUCAUAUUGUGGAGAGUUAGAGCGUAUCAUUGAGGAUGAUGAUGAUGAAGAAUGUUGUUUCCCAAAUCUCCAUAGGAUUAUUGUGUAUGACUGUGAGAGGUUGAAAUGCCUAUUCUCUAUCUCCACACAUGGCAGCUUUCCACAGCUCUCAUUUUUGCGAAUAUCAAAUGCCCCAAUGCUAGAGCAAGUAUUUGGAGGGAAGCAGGGCGCAACACAAGAGUUGCACGUCAAGCACGUGUUCCCAAGGCUAUUUGUGAUAGGCCUUGAUGAGCUGCCGAAACUUCAUACCAUCUGCCCUGCAAUUGAUUUCCAAACCGUGAUAUGCCGUUACGUUGAGGAUUGUCCCAACCUCUCAUUGACUUCAACUGAUAAUGUUCACUUCAUUGGUAGUUAUAUGAAUUGGUCACAAAAAUCUGAGAGUACGAAGGGCAACAUGGAUGAGGGUGAUCUUUUUGAACAACUUAUUAAUGUAAGUACCAAAAUAAAAUGGGUCAAUCUAAGGAAAGAGAAAGCAGGGGGAGACAGGACAAUGAACGAUGCAUACACCAAACUUAAAUAA